Molecule: messenger RNA, 309 nt
Organism: Peronospora belbahrii
Lineage: Eukaryota; Oomycota; Peronosporomycetes; Peronosporales; Peronosporaceae
Source: the annotation of a GenBank genome assembly
AUGGUGGGAUGUACGAUGUACAGUGCCCUCGACUUAGUCGAUGGAUAUUACCAACUGCUCAUGCAAGCUAGUGAUAUCCCGCUGACAGCGGUCAGCACUCCGAGAGGUAUGCUCUGGGAGUGGAUAGUGAUGCUCCAAGGGCUAUCUAACGCAUCUGCAACGUUUAAUCGUCUAGUGACGCAGUUGUUUCGGCUCCAUAGGGCGUAUGCACAGAUAUACUUUGACGAUAUAUUCGUCCACAGCCGAGCCAAAAAUGUCAAGACUGAUGUGGAGAAUCACAUUGAACAGCUGCGAGCUUUGCUUGGCUGA